Molecule: messenger RNA, 4993 nt
Organism: Nerophis ophidion (straightnose pipefish)
Lineage: Eukaryota; Metazoa; Chordata; Actinopteri; Syngnathiformes; Syngnathidae
Product: collectin-12-like
Exons: 23
Coding region: 302-4093 (1263 amino acids)
Biological process (GO): protein transport to vacuole involved in ubiquitin-dependent protein catabolic process via the multivesicular body sorting pathway
Cellular component (GO): ESCRT-0 complex
Molecular function (GO): phosphatidylinositol binding; ubiquitin binding
Source: RefSeq, a predicted model, not a curated record
AACAGUCGUCUAGUCUUCCUCCACUUCCUCUCUGCCUGCUGCUGCACAACUCUCUCCUCUUUUCUUCUCUUUCUCCCUGCGCCUCAAACACCUUCCCCAAAACUUUUCCGUAGCAAUCUUUUGCUUUAUUUUGCGCGUGGGAGUAAAAAGUAUUUUGUUCUUUUGCAUGUUUUGCGGCAUCCAGAAGAGGAAUAAAGAAGCUUGUGGUGCGACUUUCAACGUGAUGGAGUUCUUCCUCUAAAAGUACUUUUGUCGGGGGUCUCAGCGAUGCAGUGCAUGUGAGUGAAGACCAAGGAGCACAAUGAAAGACGACUUCUGCGAGGAGGAGGAGGUGCAGUCCUUCGGCUACAAGAGGUUCGGAAUCCAGGAAGGAUCCGAGUGCACCAAGUGUAAAAACGACUUGGCGCUGCGGGCCGCCAUCGCGCUGCUCUACGUCCUGUGCGCCCUGCUCACCAUCGCCGUGGCCGUCCUCGGGUACAAAGUGGUCCAGAAAAUGGAUGACGUCACAGAGGGGAUGCAGAAUUACGGCGGCAAAAUCAGCGCCGUGGAGACCGACUUAAAGAAACUGGAUUAUCAGGCGGGGGAGAAGUCGGUGAACGCCAGCAGCGAAAUCAAGACGUUUAAGUCGGACCUGGAGACGCUGCACGGCCGGCUGAACGACAUCGCCGUCAGGACCAGCAAGAACCGGGACAUCCUAAGCGAACUGCAGGUGUCUGGAGACGACACGCAGGGCGUCCACUUUUCCCUGCAGGACUUACUGACCGGCAACGCCGCCUCACUCCGCGGGGUCAACCAGACCUUGGCCUCCUACGGCAGCAUGCUCGGAGACCUCCAGACGGACACGGCCAGGCUCCAGUCUGAGAUCCAGGGCAAGUUGAAGGAGCAGAGCCAGGCCCUGGUUGGUAUCAGCGCUCUCAACAUCAGCCAGGUCCAGCAGCAAAAUCUGCUCACCUCGCUGCAGAAGACGCUAGAAGACACGGAGCAGGCGGUGCAAAAACUCCAGCUGGGCUAUCAGACUUUGCAGCAAAGCAACAGACAGACCCGCACUGACAUUGAUUGGCUGUCAAAGAAUGUCCAGAACCUCCAGAUCUUGGCAGGAAACAACUCUGCAUUGGCGGGGUCCAACUACGAAACCCUGGAAGUUUUAGGGGCGCAGGUGAACUCGCUGGUCAACCAAAUGCAGAACACCUCCAUUCUCACUGAGGGCCACGAUCGGAGUCUACGAGAACUCAUGGACCACCAGCGGGACCACGACAACGCCACCUCGUCCAAGUUCGACGUGAUGGAAAUCCGCCUGGACACGCAUGAAAGCGCCAUGGACCGCGUGACCGGCAACGUUAGCUUCGCCACACAGCUGCUCGGCACCAUCAGCUCGGACCUCAAUAGCCUGAGGUCGUGCGCCGAGACGGUCAUGCGCCACUCGGACCUCCUGGCGGAUCUGAACAACAGCGUGAAGGAGGCUAAUGCCGAGAGCCGAGACCUGCGGUCUGAGCAGGAGAAGCUGGUGGCCAGGGUGGACAGCGAGGUCAACGACCUGGCUGCGGUGAUGGAGGAGAUGAAGCUGCUCGACAGCAAACACUCGCAACUCAUCACCAACUUCACCAUCCUCCAAGGGCCACCAGGUCCACGGGGCUACAAGGGGGACAAGGGACCCCAGGGCCAACUUGGCUCCCCAGGUCAGAAGGGUGAUAAAGGAGACAAAGGGACGCCAGGAGUGGCGGGAACUAAAGGUGACAGAGGUCCUCUUGGGCCACAAGGUGAGACAGGUCCAAAAGGUGGACCUGGCCCUCGAGGUCUCCCUGGGUCCAAAGGAGCGAGAGGGCCUGGGGGUCGAUCCGGGACCCCUGGAGACAAAGGCGACCCUGGAGUUCAAGGGCCUCCAGGCAAAAAUGGAUUUUUAGGUUCAUUGGGACCACCAGGCCCCAGGGGAGAAGCCGGGCCCGCGGGCUCAGAGGGCCCACCUGGGUCUGUUGGACCAAUUGGUCCUCCUGGUCCUCCUGGACUUCCUGGGUUACCUGCGGCCGUCCCUCUGCCUCCAGUGGCUGCUAAAGCAACUUCUCAACCACAGGCAUCCAAGCAGCCUCCAACUUCAACUCCAGGUUGUCCGACAGAGUUCAGGAAGUUUGCAGACAGCUGCUAUUUCUUCUCUCCGGCCUCUCAGAAGCUCAACUACGACCAAGCCAGCGUGUUUUGUUCUGCUCGGGAGUCCCACUUGCUCAUUGUUAACAACGAAGAGGAGCAGGUGUUUGUGAAUAAGGCCGUGACAGGAAAAGGUUCCUUCUGGCUGGGCCUCACGGACCGCGAGGAGGAGAACGUGUGGAAGUGGGUGGACGGGAGCACGCCCGUUUACACGAAAUGGAACCCGGGUCAGCCCGACAACUGGACCAAGGGCCAUGCUCACGGCGAGGACUGCGGGGGCAUCAAAAAUAACGGCAACUGGAACGACUACUACUGCACUGAGCGCAUCGGCUUCAUCUGUGAACGUGCCGCCAGCUUAAGGGCCGAUAAAAAAAAGAAACAAACACACGUUGGCAUAGUUGGUGUCGUGCUGUGUGCUCCAGCGAUGCCUCUCUUCACGACGAACCCAUUUGACCAAGAUGUUGAGAAAGCAACCAGUGAGAUGAACACAGCCGAGGACUGGGGCCUCAUCUUGGACAUAUGUGAUAAGAUAGGACAGCAGCGCACUGGGCCGAAAGAAUGCCUGCGCUCCAUCAUGAGAAGAGUGAAUCACAAGGACCCCCAUGUCGCCAUGCAGGCGCUCACGCUUCUGGGUGCAUGCGUUUCCAACUGUGGCAAAAUCUUCCACCUGGAGGUGUGCUCCAGAGAGUUUGCCAGUGAAGUCAGUAACGUCCUAAACAAGGGCCACCCCAAAGUGUGUGAGAAGCUGAAGGCACUGAUGGUGGAGUGGGCAGAGGACUUCCGCAGUGACCCCCAACUCAGUUUGAUCUCGGCUAUGAUCAAAAAUCUACGAGAGCAAGGAGUUACCUUCCCUGCUGUGGGCUCGCAGGCUGCAGAGCAAGCUAAAGCCAGUCCUGCAUUAGUGGCAAAGGAUCCUGCAAAUUCCUCAAACAAGAAAGAAGAAGAAGACUUGGCCAAAGCUAUUGAGCUGUCCUUGAAGGAGCAGAGACAACCUCAGACGUCCUUGUCCAGCCUCUACCCCAACACCUCUGGCCUGCUGCCCUCACACAAGUCUGAUGGCAGGAAGGUCCGCGCCAUUUACGACUUUGAGGCCGCCGAGGACAACGAGCUCACCUUCAAGUCGGGGGAGAUCAUCACUAUCCUAGAUGACAGUGACCCCAACUGGUGGAAGGGGGAGACGUAUCAAGGGGCGGGGCUGUUCCCCUCCAACUUUGUCACUGCUGACCUCACCGCUGAGCCUGAGAUGAUGAAGACGGAGAAGAAGACUGUGCAGUUUAGCGAAGACGUUCAAGUGGAGACCAUCGAGCCUGAACACGAGCCCGUUUUUAUUGAAGAGGACAAGAUGGAUCAACUCUUGCAAAUGAUCCAGAGUGGAGACCCCACAGACAACCAAUCAGACAGUGUUGAGUUGCUGCAACUGGAAGGUGCCUGCAAUCAGAUGGGACCGCUCAUUGACCAGAAACUGGAGGACAUUGACAGGAAGCACUCUGAGCUGUCUGAUCUCAACGUGAAGGUGAUGGAGGCGAUGUCGAUGUACGCCAAGCUGAUGAAUGAAGAUCCCGUAUACGCAAUGUACGCUAAGCUGCAGAGUCAGCAGUAUUACAUGCAGCAACAGCAGCCACCUGUGUCAACGCAGCAGGUGUAUCCUGGUGCCGCAUCGGGCUCGUACGCCUUGAGUGGCGGCAGCGUUCAAGGCUACAAUGUGGAUCAGAUGCAAGCUGGAACGCCGAUACCUGGACAAGCUGCCCCUAGCGACGUCCACAUGUACAUGGGUCAGCCGCCCGUCUACGCAGGCCCCGCCCCCGGCAGCAUGACCCCUGCAGACGCCCACGCUUACCAGGGCGGCCCAGCCAUGACGCAGGCUCCCGGCUACAGCGCCCCCUCUGGCCACAACGUGAUGACAUCUGCAGAGCUACCAUCGCAGGUUUCUUACUCCGAGAAGGCGUUGCUAUAGUGACAGCAAACGCCAUAGCAGUGCGACGUCUUACAUGUCUUUAUUCCCUCUAACAUGAAAGGAACAAAAGUGAAGAUGAUCUUUACUUAGUUGCACUUUUGUUGUGUUGUUGAUCAACAUGUAAGUAGAAAGAAGCUCAGUGUUCACACGCCGACAUGCCCAGCUCUCAUCUUCACGACUACCACACCACACUACUCACCUUCUCUACAACUUUUACUCCAAGUACUGAAAACUGACGACACUUUCUGUUGUUUUUGGGAGGCAAAGCAUGCACAUGGCUCUUGUAUGUUUUAUCGAACUCAAGGCCCGCUGAUGACCUCAUGUUAGCACAGUGUUUGGCGGCGGUCGCCAAGGCAACGGGAGCCAAAGCAGAACAAAGUGGAAAAGGAAACCUGUAAAGCAUCUCCUGUUUUUGUAGAGUCAUUUUUAAUUUAUGUAUUAUCAUUUUGAUGCCGUUUGUGAACAUGGACAAGAUGUAAGUAUUCUCACGGGGACGUUGUACAUUUUAAAGACGCUCGUCGCGCAUUUCAAAGUUGCCUCGCACUAAAACAUGUUCAUUACUUCCAACAAACACUACUUCCUGUCGUUAGUGUUCAAUUGAGGGAGCGUUUUAAUCUGAUUUGAAAUCAGUUUAAUUUCACUCCUCAAAAGGUGAUUUUAUAUCCCGUUUUAAUUUCAAAUGAAGUUCUCUUUCGGUCUCUCGCAGCAUUGGACUGAAGGCCCAAGUGAAGGUGCAGCAUAGAUGAUGAUUAUUAUUAUUAUUAUUAUAAUUAUUAUUAUUAUUAUUGUUAUUAUUAUUAUUGAAUGUUUUCAUGUCAAAUGUGUAUCCUGCUCUCUUUUAAUCGUACUCAUCAGUUGAUAUUCACAAUAAAAAAACAACAGGCCAAAUGUACACAAAAA